This is a messenger RNA of Musca vetustissima, 441 nucleotides long. Its product is annotated as C3 and PZP-like alpha-2-macroglobulin domain-containing protein 8. The record is from RefSeq and is a predicted model, not a curated record. The transcript has 2 exons. Lineage: Eukaryota; Metazoa; Arthropoda; Insecta; Diptera; Muscidae. The coding region runs from base 1 to 441 and encodes 146 amino acids.
AUGAAGACCUAUGUAACUACACCCGAUCGGAAGCGGUAUAUUUUCUAUCCUGCCCCGUCAAAUAAGCAAUUUCAAUUUAAGAUUUGCUGUAGCAACGACUGUCAUGUGGCCUUGACAACUGAACCGCAAGAAUAUCAUCCCAUAUACGAAGUGGUCAUUGGUGGUUGGAACAGUACCAAGUCGGUAAUACGUUACGGCGGCAAGCAACCAGAUGUGGCGAUAACAGCCACACCGAAUAUUGUCAAUACGAAUGAAAUGCGUGGAUUUUGGAUACGUUGGCGUGAUCAAACAAUAUCUGUGGGCCGAGAGGGUGAAGCUACAGCAUUUAUGUCCUACAAAGAUGCACAAUUAUUCGAUGUGAAAUUUUUGGGUAUAUGUACGGCAUAUGGAUCGAUGGGGUCAUGGUUAUUUGAUGGUGAUAGAGAUAAUUAUAAUUUUUAA